Messenger RNA from Corylus avellana, 2629 nucleotides. Its product is annotated as transmembrane protein C9orf5 protein. The record is from RefSeq and is a predicted model, not a curated record. Lineage: Eukaryota; Viridiplantae; Streptophyta; Magnoliopsida; Fagales; Betulaceae.
GGGGGAGAAGAGUAAUGACAUUUUGGAGAGGGACCAGACCCCACAAAACAGCAACAACUUCUCAUUCAUCAUCUUCUAUCAACCUCUUUUAUAUCCAAAAAGAACUCUUUCCGAGUCUGACACACCACACCACACCACACCACACACAGCUUCAGCAGAAUCCGAAUAAAAUCUAUCUCCUCUCUCUGAAUUGCCUUCACUGAAUUGCCCUUGUACCAGACAACAUUGCAGGAAACAUUAACCUUAAAACAACAAUCUCUCUCUUUCUGUCUCGGAAACUGAAGCCUUUUUUUUUGGGGGUUUAGCCGAGGAAAUCUCUGAAACUGACACUGAAACAGAAAGUCAGAGAGUGGGAAAUGGAGUUAGUUCCAUACUCGGACCCAAACUCCAAAAACUCAAGCUCCCCAACCCCACCGUGGCAAGACAUGUUCCGAUCCGCCUCCAACCGCAAACCGUCCGAAACCCCAUCCCCAUCACCACCUCCCCAACCCAACGCGUCGCAGUCGCCACCACAAACUCGGGCGCCACCACCACAAAACCCAGAUCACACACUCUCCGGGGACCCCCAGGUCCGGCUCGCCCUCUACAUCGCCAUGGCCCACGCCGGCGUCGCCUUCGCCAUCUUCAUCCUCUACUUUGUUUGCAAAGUCCUCGAGCAGUAUCUCCGCCCCAUCCAAUGGGCCGUGCUCUGCUCCAUCCCUCUCAGAGGCGUUCAACAAACACUUGUCUCCUUCUGGUCCGAACCCCUGACACUAGGCCUCACAGAAACCGUUCUCGCCGUCCCAGUUGCGAUUUUCAAAGUUUUCGUUGACACCCUCAUCGAAAUUCGCCUUCUUUGCUUCCGGGUCAUUCUCAGAAAGCCGAAAUCCGACACCCCGCGACGGUUCCGUAGUGGGUUUUCGAAGCUACUUCGGUUGCUCUUGUCGUUUGGGAUGUUCAUCGUAGCUUAUGAGAGGCUUGGGGCUAUUGGGUCUUUGGCGUUGAUCGGAUUAGGGUUCCUGUUCAGCUCCAAGGGGGUGGAUUCCACAAUGUCGGCCGUGACGUCGUUUCGGAGCAAUAGCUUUCGCCGUAGCGCGAUCAGUGCGUUUUUCACUCGUGGGGUAUUGAAGAGGUUGAAAACCAUUGUGGCAAUUGGGCUUAUUUUUGGAAUGAUUGUUGGGUUUUUAACUGGGGUCAUAUUCUUCUCGUACAAGAUUGGCGUUGAAGGAAAAGACGCCGUGAUUUCGUUGAAACUACACGUCGAAGAGAGCAACUAUGCUGAGAGGAUUGGUGUGAAGAAAUGGAUGGAUGAGAAUGAUGUGCCUGGGAUGGUGGAUAAGUACACUACUCAGUUCUAUGAGACUGUGUUUGAUCAGGUUGAUAGUUUGGCAAUGCAGUAUAAUAUGACUGAGCUUGUGACCGGGAUUAAGCAUUUCGUGAUAAGGACACCGGUUAACUCUUCGGUGCAUUCGACAGCUUUAGUUAGUCCUUCGCCAUAUGAAGAGAAGCUCUUGAGCUUGAGGAAUCGGAUUAGUCAAAGGGAAUGGGGGCAGAUAUAUACAGAAUUGGAUGAUAUAUUUAGGGAACUGAUAAUCACAAGGGAGGAUUUGGUCGUGAAGGCUAAAGAGUUUGCGGUUAAAGGUAUGGAUGUGUCACAACGUGUGUUUGCAAGUAGUAGAACCGUGUUAGGCAGUGGUGCAAAGUUUGUAUUUUCCAUUGGAAAUUCAAUACUCUCUGGAGCGGUGGAGGUGUUCAAUUUUGUGUCUCAGUCAAUGGUGUUUUUCUGGGUGUUGUAUUAUCUGAUCACAUCGGAGUCUGGUGGGGUGACUGAACAAGCUAUGUGUAUGGUUCCUAUGUCAAAUUCGGCGAGGGUUAGAUGUGUGGAAGUUCUGGACAAAGCGAUUUCUGGUGUGCUUUUGGCCACUGCCGAGAUUGCAUUUUUUCAGGGAUCUGUCACUUGGCUUUUAUUUAGACUAUACAAGAUACAUUUCGUGUACAUGUCAACUGUGCUUGCAUUCAUCAGCCCUCUGUUUCCAAUUUUUCCAGCUUGGUUUGCCACAAUUCCAGCAGCUCUGCAACUUUUGGUGGAAGGCAGAUACAUAUUAGCCAUUAGCUUGUCCAUUAUUCAUCUUGUGCUUAUGGACUAUGGUGCAUCGGAAAUACAGGAGGAUAUACCUGGUCAUAGUGCCUAUCUUACAGGGCUUAGCAUCAUUGGCGGAAUGACAUUGUUCCCUUCUGCACUUGAGGGAGCAAUUAUGGGUCCUCUGAUAACUACAGUUAUGAUUGCUCUUAAAGAUUUGUAUGCAGAAUUUGUUCUGGAAGAACACAAGGAGAAGGACAAGUAGAUUGCAACAAAGCCUUUGCCAGCUCUUACUUUGUAUUUAUUUGCUAGGAAUGGAAUGGAACACACCACACAGUUGAUGCAAUCACAUGAUUCUUUGACACUUUCAGAUUGGCUCAUUUGGGAUGUUGUUUUUACUUCCAAGCCUUCCUCUUUUCCCAUUUGUUUUAACAAUAGAUGGAUCAUUGUAUUCUUUAUGUUUUUAGCAGCAUGGUAGAGCAAAAGUUGUAGAGUGUUUAUCCAUGUAACCAUGUAAGAAUUUGGCUUGUUCUUUUUGGAACAUGUAAAAUUGAGUGUGAUUUUUCAGUG